AUGAACACUGAUCUUUACCCAACUGCAGGGAAACUUCUUUCUUUUAGGAAAAUGUUUAUAAUCGAUCAGAAUAAGUCAACGGACAUACGAUGCAAUAUGCUUUCAACUUUGAAUAGAGAAAUUAUUAAUGCGAUUGAUGGUAUGCUUCGUCAACAAAAUCAAUUUGAUCAGUCUCUGGAAAUGAUGCAUGAUGAAAUACGAGAGUCAAUGAUUAACAAUCAAAUGAAUACUGAACCUGAAAUGAGACUGUUAUUUUAG
Molecule: messenger RNA, 258 nt
Organism: Macrosiphum euphorbiae (potato aphid)
Lineage: Eukaryota; Metazoa; Arthropoda; Insecta; Hemiptera; Aphididae
Source: the annotation of a GenBank genome assembly